Lolium rigidum is the source of this 1869-nucleotide messenger RNA. RefSeq lists its product as uncharacterized. Bases 183 to 1361 code for a protein of 392 amino acids. The transcript has 9 exons. Gene Ontology annotation, biological process: mitochondrion organization. NCBI's taxonomy places the organism in Eukaryota, Viridiplantae, Streptophyta, Magnoliopsida, Poales, Poaceae. The record is from RefSeq and is a predicted model, not a curated record. Gene Ontology annotation, cellular component: membrane; mitochondrion.
UGUACGCGCAACAUCCAGACGGAUAUUGUUCUCAUCCAGACGGAUAUUGUUCUCCGUGAGCAGCACCGGCGCGCCAGAAGCAGAGUCGGCGAGGGUUUAGGGGAAAGCCGCGGCAGCGAGCGACCUCCUCCGUGCUUGGAUUUCUCUGCCGGUCCUCCCCGUCGGGUCCUCCUCCGGUGACAAUGCAGGAACAGAACGUGCAGGACCUCUGGAGGGAGGGCAGGGAAAAUGACGAGGUGAAAUGGGAGAGAUUAAGACUGAGGAUUAAAGAAGAGGAGGAUGCGCUUCAUAGGCGUGGGCGGUUUGGAGCUAAUUUCUUCAAUUGGAGUGACCGCCGGUGUGCAGCGGACAGUGGAGAGGCAUGGGCAUCUCUGAACGAACCACUUACACCGCAGCAGCCACACAUUCCAUUGGACACAAACACCCCGGAAGUAGCGACAGUUGGGACUUCAAUGCCUGUGGCUCAGCUGGAGGUACACCCUGAAGGGACUCACUUUACGGCUUCAAGGUCUGAAAGGCCAACGGUUUAUGAUAUCCGGGCUCGUCCUGAUUUUUUUGAGAGUAUUUCUAAGAGCAAGGACUUCCGAAUGGUGAAAAUUGGUGUCCGUGUCCUUACAAGGCAGGGGCAGAAUUUCAACAAGAGGGUCUUAGCAUCAAUCAUCCAUGAAGUACUCACAGCUGUUGUUGCUGAGUACAAUGCUGGUCUGCUAUUAGCACACAGAGAGGCUCUGGGUAAUGAGAUUAAGAGGUUACUGAUAGACAGGGCAAUGAACAUGAAAAUUUCCCUCGAUGAUGUGUCCAUUACUACCCUUAGUUUACUUUCUGAAGAAGAGAAUUCUGAGAAAGCGGAGCAGGACAGCAGCAGCGGAAUUAUCAGGGCACAGCAGGGUGAUAACAACUGGGACAAGCUGCAAACAUACUUAACCCUUGCUUUAGUCGUCGGGUUGACAAUCUUGCUUUCAGUCCAGUCUCUAAUGCCUUCUGAAUAUCUAUGCUAUAUCAUUGGUGUAUUUGCCACAAUAUGGAUAUUCGGAACUAUUGCUCUUCUCUGUGGUUUGUUCGGAACUUACAGAUACGAGAAGAGCUUUAGCCGUCAUGUUGGACGCUUCACGUUCUUGUGUUUUUCAAUCUUUGUUCUAUAUGUCUUCUUCCUCAUUUCAAAACCAAUUGAACCGCCCACCUCUUCACUCAACCCUCCAUCACCGUCAGCACCCUCAGUAAUGACAAUCGACAGCCGUGCACUAUUUUUCCUUGCACUUGGACUUAUAGUGCUGGCUGGUCACAUCUAUUCUUGGGUCAUGGUUGUCGUACAGGCUCUGACAUAUAGGUGUUGGACUGACACCUGCAUCAAAUCUGACUGAUUGCACAAGGGGGUGAAUGGUGCUCUGAGUUGAUCUGGCCGGUUCUCCUUUACAAUGUGCUUAUUCAGGGGAAGCGUCACAUUUAUGCUGGGGAUAGGAUGUGGUGUCUAUGUAGCUGUAAAAUACGAUGAUGCAAGAACUUGCGUUUUUGGCACACUAACGAGGCAAUUCACGGACUGGUUGUUUCUCCGUGGUUUUUUCAUGUCACGAUUCCUGGGGAAAGUUUCGUGUAGCUGUAACAUGAUACUACAUAUAAUUCUGAUUCAGAGAGGGUAACCGUGAUGAGCAUACCAUCAACCAUGACCGUCUCAGUCUCCAAAACAUGUGUAAUCUUUUACAACGAUACUGCAGUUUGUAGGUUAUAUGCUGUAUAUAUGACGAGAGGUGAGAAUUAAGAUGGGUCGAUGUUGGUCUAAAUUUUUAGAGAGACGAGUGAGACAACUAAUAGAUGUCCAACCUUGACUGUUGGUAUAUACACAUUGAGCAAGUCACUCCUGUUUUGAGACAA